This is a messenger RNA of Caenorhabditis angaria, 1015 nucleotides long. The record is from the annotation of a GenBank genome assembly. NCBI's taxonomy places the organism in Eukaryota, Metazoa, Nematoda, Chromadorea, Rhabditida, Rhabditidae.
AUGGUUUUAUCAAUGAUGACAUUAACAAUGAUGAAUGGUUUAGGAUUAAUUGAAUGUUUACUUCAAGGAACAUUUAUCGAAACUCAAAAAGUGAAAAUUCUUCCAAGAAGACAAGUUUGGAAUCAGAUGGGAUUAAUAUCUGGAUUUAUUAUUGAAGCUUCUCAAUUUAUGGUUCUAAUCGGUAUUUUUAUUGAGUCAAAUCAUUCCAUUUUCCAAGAAAUAGUAAUGAUUUUCAGAGCGGUUAAUUGGUGUUCGAUUCACAAAUUUUCGUUCAUCUCCAUUAUUUUUUCCAUUUUUCACAUUUUCAACAAUUUUCCUUUAUAGUUGUUCUAUAAUUUAUGUUCAAUUAUUAUAUGGAAAUGAUAAUCAAAGAAAUAUUGCAUUGAUUAUGACAAAUUCAAUGGUAUCAAUUAGUCUUUUUGUGAGUUUUCUUUUUCAAGUUUAAAAAUCAAAAUGAAAGAAUUAUUUUUAGUUGAGUAUAUUUCUUUUUGGAUAUUCGAAAUAGUCUUUAUUCGAGAACAAGAGGAACGAUUGGAUUGAAAUAUAGAUUUAGGGUAGGAAAAUUUUAUUUAAAAUUAAAGAAAAAAUUCCAUUUUCAGAUAUCCGAAACUUAUGAAAUUUGUCGUGGAUUAGUUCCAGCUUCAAUUUAUCGACUCAUGAAUCGUUUAUUUAUUCUAACUUUUCUUUGGAUGAAUUUCAUUGGUUAUAAUCUCAAACUUGAUGAUAUUUUGAAUUUCUUUUUCUUCAUAAAUAUAGCGAGAAGUUCAGAAUCUCUGAUAUUUCCAGCACUUUUCAUUUUACUUCAUCGAAAACUUCAUCGAAGGGUUUGUUGUUUGAUUGUUUUCUUGAUUCCAAUUCCCAUUUUUUACAGUUCAAUAGAAUAUUCUGUCAUUAUAAGAAGAAGAAAGAGACAUUUUUCAAUUUUCGAGGAUUGAAUGGUAAAAGAUUGACAAUCAAUCGAUCGCAAAAUGAACAUUUUGAAAGACUCAGCGAGCAAUGGAGAAUUUUAUAUUGA